AUGGGGCAAACGCUCAAAAUACUUAUAGACACAUACACAAGUCGUAUUGUUCGCGGCCAAUCCACACAAAAAGAUGUUAUUGAGCGGUAAUUUUGGAUUGGACAGAAUCGCGAACGCUUGAAAGCCAUGAAAGCAUUGAAUGCCUUGUAUGUCUUGUAUGCCAAGUAUGCCAAUGUCUUAGUUGAAAACGUAAACUCGUUGUAAAAAGCAAAAUCUGAAACCUGAAACCAAACUGCAUAUACUCUAUGCAAUCUAUUGAACAACACUACUACCGUGAGACUGAAGAACAAAAUUCAAAAUAGAUGCAAACUGCUAGUGAAGAAAGACGCCAUGUUGGAUUCAUUUGAUGCCAGGGAACGUAGCUACGAUAACAGUGCGAAUGGUAUUAAUUUCACGAUCAGAAAGCUCAAGAAGUAAUGAUUUUUGUGCUGAGGAGAUGGAACAUGUUGAUUCAAGUAGGAAUGGACAGGCUAAUCCAGUUGACGAUUAUCAACCGUUACAACUCCAAGAGUUGGGUACUGAAGAAGCUUCGAGCCAUUCUAUCUGUAAUGGUGGAGAUGAAAAUGCUCUCCCCCAAUGGGAACAGGUUGAACUGGUUGACAGGAUGCAGAGACCGGAACAUCAGCCUUUUCUCUGGCAGGAAUGUGGUAUUCAAGUCAAUGUGCUGAGUGUACCUAUUCAGGAGACGGAACUAUACAGAUCGCAGGAGUCGGGUACUUGCCAAACACUUGAUCAGGGUUGUGCCUGGAACCACCCCUUGCAGGAGAUGGAACAGCCAGCUUUAAGACGGCCAUGUGGAACUUACGGCUUGCUUGCUUGUCAUCAGCCUUGUGAUGAUGGCUUCGUAAAUGUAGUGAGUUCUUUGGGUAGGAUCCAACAGCCUAUUGAGCAUUGCUGUGGGCGCCAAGAAAUACGAUUAUGGCAAGGACAACUUGAUAGGAUUGCUUCACAAAAAUCCACAAGGAACAAACAAAAUCCCCGAGAGACUUAUUUCAUAAUGAAAUAUACGGAAGUCGAGCGGUUUCGCCAGGCCGAUGAUAACGGAGUGGCACCAGCUGUUUUCGGUCCCGCCAUUGACUCCGAUAUCUUUGAAUAUAAGUUUGGGGUAAGGAUGUAUCCCAAUGGAGUUGGUGACGGAAGAGGCAGAUUCGUCGCCAUUUUUGUCCACAUGAUGGAGGGUGAGCACGAUGACUUCUUAUCUUGGCCCUACGCUGGAAGAAUCACUUUGUCGGUUUUGGAUAGAAAUGGACAAAGGGACAACGACAUCAGCCACACUUUGCAAGCUAAACCAACAUUAGCUGCUUUUCAAAGGCCUCGAGAAGCCAUUUGCCCAAUUGGAUAUGGCCUCAUUUACUUCGCUAGGAUAGAAGUGCUCUUCGGUCCUCAAUUUGUCAAAAACGAUGAACUGUUUUUGAAAAUUGAGUUUUCAUCAACAUGAAAAAAACAGUAGUUUUAAUUAGAAACUCUUCACAGUGGCCAAUUAGCAUUAUCAACUCGGUUGAUAAAUCCAGCUGCACAUUGUGUUGUUAGACUUUGACAGUAUCAGCUCAUUCUCUUUCUUAUGGCUGACAGAAUUCUAAAUCGUUUUUAUGUAACGUUAGAUUUAACUCUUCUCUACAGGACUCCUCGAACCCUUAGACUGGAAAAAAAUCCUCCAAGAAUUCUUGGCACAAGUCAAGUUUGCUUAAUGUUUCUUUGUUGCCACUAAAAGAUCUUCAAAUGGUCAAGUUGUGUUAAAUUUUGCUUUCAAAAAAGGUUUUAAAGCGAAAAGAUAUAAAAAACUAUGAUGCAGAACCAAUCAAAUCAAGAAGUUUUAUGCCUAAGAUUUUCGUCGAGUCUUUCAAAUCUAUUUGCUGUAUGAAAAGCUAGCCCUGAACUUUUGCCUGCGGCAUGGGCAAAAUGUUCUUAAUGAAAAGUGAUAAUUCAAGUUCAAGUUUAUUAUUUCACACUGUUUACAGAAAAAAAUAACAACAUAACAUGAUUUACAACGAUAUAGAAAAAAAUACAAACAGAAAUUAACUACAAGAAAGAAUAUUUAAUCGUGACCAAAGUAGCCAAUGAACUUUCGAGUUGAUCACAGUCAUGUGUAGAUAUGAGUUAGGGUUGGCCACAUGUUACGUAUAAUUUAAAUUAAUAGUUACAUUAAAGACGAUAUUGUUAUCGUAAGAAAAGAAAGACAUACAUAAAUGCAUGUUAGAAUAGAAGGAAAACUGCAU
Molecule: messenger RNA, 2216 nt
Organism: Pocillopora verrucosa
Lineage: Eukaryota; Metazoa; Cnidaria; Anthozoa; Scleractinia; Pocilloporidae
Source: RefSeq, a predicted model, not a curated record